Messenger RNA from Symsagittifera roscoffensis, 2744 nucleotides. RefSeq lists its product as uncharacterized. Gene Ontology annotation, cellular component: membrane. The transcript has 11 exons. The record is from RefSeq and is a predicted model, not a curated record. NCBI's taxonomy places the organism in Eukaryota, Metazoa, Xenacoelomorpha, Acoela, Convolutidae. The coding region runs from base 698 to 2704 and encodes 668 amino acids.
UGUAUUGACGUCUUUUAGAGUAACCGAUUCUCAUUUAUACUGAGUUUAGUUAUUUGGUGUAAAUUUCAAUCAAUCAAAUCACCUGAACUUUUCGGAUUAACCCAAAAAACAGUCAAAUACCCUACCAUAGAUUACAAAUUUAUUUCUUGUAGAUUGCAACUUUAUUGAAAAUCUUUUAAACUAGUAUAUAACUCCAUACGCACUUUGGUGUCAAAAAUCUGGGAACGUCAUUACCGUCUAGAAAAAAAACUUCAAGUUAUUUAUUGCCGAACUGAUCCGUUAAUAUAAAGUUUUAACUAACUUAUAUUCUGUUGAAAUUUAUAGCGAAAUUAAUCAUAACAGCGUGUUUUGAGAAAUCCCAAGGAAGUUCCGGCUCCUGGAAUUUACAAUAAACACGAAAAAUCUGAAAAUAAACCCUACGUUGAAGGUUUCUGUCCGGUUUUGAAAUUUAUGUUUCUUUCAAACAUUGAAACUUCAAAAAGUUUGCACAGAAAGUAAGGCUAGACCACAAGUUUAGCCAGACAACAAGUUUAGCCAGACAACAAGUUUGGCCAGAAAUUUUCGCUCUAAUCGAUAUUUCUAUUUAAAAAAUUUGAAGCUUUUAUCAAGAGAAAUUGAACCAGAUUAUAUUAUAGCUGAAUAAUGAGUUUUAAGCCUGCCAAGCUUAUAUUAUUGGAUUGAAAGAGGCGUUAAUAAGAUGUGCUGUUCUUCGAUGGUUGUGUUGAUAUUUAUCAAGAUAUUAUUCAGCCUUCUGCUAUUCUGUCCCCUGGUCGUCCAAUGCAAUGUGGGUCUCAUCAAAAUCCAGCCCCAAUUUCUAGCCCCCCUUCCCGAAGACACAGAAUUCAGAGUGCGUCUAAACUACACCAGACUGGUUUGUGACGUAACCAUGUCUGUUCACGUGAGUGACCUUGAAGUGUUGUCUGUGGUGGGUUCACAGAAGUUCAGUCUGGCGGCUAUUCCCAAUGUGACUAUGUUGCAGUUUAGCCGAGUGAGAUUCAGGACUCAGAAUAUUGGCACUGCCCAAGUGUCCUUCACCUUCACAAAACCAGACAGCAACGACAAGUCCCCCCUUCAGCCCCUGGAGAGGCCGGACAUAGGGGGCUUCACAGUGACCGUGGUGAAACGAGUCACUUGGAUCGACGAAGGUCUCUACUACUGUUCGAUUGCCCUGGUGUACUUGAGUGUGAUAGUGAUGGGGAGUGAGGUGAAACUGGGUCAGCUGCAGACCCUCAUGCAGAGGCCAGGCUGUGUGGGGGCUGCUCAGAUCACAAACAUGAUACUACAGCCAUUCAUGGCGUUUCUGCUGUGCAAACUGUUCUCCCUGUCGCCCUCCAACUGCAUGUACUUGGUGAUGGUGGGAUGCUGUCCUUCUGGGGUGACCUCCAACUUGUUCUCCCUCCUCUCCCACGGGGAGAUCACUCUCAGUCUGGUGAUCGCAUUCAUGAGCACAUUCAUGUGUAUGGGGUGGAUGCCACUCAACCUGUUCACUUACAGCAACUUCAUCAGUGGGGACACUGGGGUGAAGAGUGUGAAUGACAUCAAUGUGCCCUACGGGAGGAUGGUGAUCAACAUCGUCAAACUACUCAUCCCCAUCCUCUGUGGAAUGCUACUCAGGUACUUCUUCCCCUCGACUGAACGGGAGUGGUUCCGGAAGUUCCGCUGGAUUGCGGUCUCGUCUCUUUUAGUCUCCUCCAUUCAUCACAUCUACACCACCAGAUUCGUCAUGCAACUCAUCACCAAACAGAUCAUCGCAGUGGCGUCUCUCCUACCCCUGACUGGGUUCCUCACAGGAGCUGCACUAACUCUCCUCUCCCGACAGAGAUCCACUGCAAUCAGGACUGUCCUGCUAGGCACUGGACUACAAGACACAUUCUUAGUAGUACUCAUUGUCAAGGACCUGAAGAAACCUCCACUGGCAGAUUUGGAUUGUGCAAUACCCCACAUAUGUGCUACAUUCGCUCUAAUAUACGCAUUUAUAGUAUACAUAGGGCAUCAUUUAGCCAUGGAGUUUUCACCAUCAUAUUCAAGCUUGGUCCACUUGGAAGAAACUCAGAUACUGGAAGAAGAAAAAAGAGCCGAACUCGUUACUCUGCAAGGACGAAGUGUGAACGAACAUGACGAGGCAAAUCUCAACCCAGAGUUAAGGACACGUAACCGACAGUUCCGAGACGCUUCUCAAAACACCUCCCGGAUGAUGUUAAACGAAAUCCAAAAUGCACCCGAAGGAUAUAACACAAUAUCAAAUUCGAUUUAUUCAAUCAACCGAGAAGUUCCAUUGUUACAUAACAAUGACUGUAAUAAUGAAGUACGAAGUGGUUCCUCAACUUCUUGUUCACAUCAGAUGGAAAAUUCCUUUUUAUCAAGACCCAGAUCAAUGUUUAUCAACAGUUACCAGAACAAUGACGAAAUCCAAAUCGAACCUUCCAUAAAUGGAAAAAACUUUGAUAUGAAUCACUUGCCAGCCAAUGAUUACAAAACAGGAAUUGUGAUCCGUACCCAUAAUGGUCCAACAAUAAACGGAUCUCCAAGAAAACAUGAGCUUACAUCAAAUGGAAAUUAUAAUUUUUUGCCCGAUGACACCCCCUCUAAUCGGCAAAAAAUCAGCACUCUAUCAGCGCCUGGAGGUACAUGUGAGAGCGGGAAUUAUUCGAAAAACGAGACGACUGUCCAUUGCAAAAGUUAUAGAGCCGAAUUUCAUGUGUGAAGCUUUUUACAGUUUUAAGUAGAUUUUUUAGGUUGUUAGU